UCUGUAUUUUAGAAAUCUAGUGCUAAUUGUAAAAUAUUUAUUGUGGUGCUGACAAAUACACUAUUUCAUAGGAUAGUAUAGAAAAGGAGCAUUCUUAAAUGUUGAAUUUUCAUUAAGUUAGACAUAAUAUCAUUUAAGAUACCAGAAUUAAUCCUAGUCUAAUAAGCAGAGAACUAGUUAUCCUCCUAAAACUUGGAAUCAGACACGUGAUGAUUGUAUGCAUGUGUUUACCUUGCUAGGUCCUGAACAAUGGGGCAAGCUGUACCCUAUUGCAAACGGAAAUAACCAAUCUCCCAUUGACAUUAAAACCAGUGAAACCAAACGUGACACCUCUCUUAAACCUAUCAGUGUCUCCUACAAUCCAGCCACAGCCAAAGAAAUUAUCAACGUGGGACAUUCUUUCCAUGUAAGCUUUGAGGACAAUGAUAACCGAUCAGUGCUGAGAGGUGGUCCUCUUUCUGAAAGCUAUAGGCUCAGUCAGUUCCAUUUUCACUGGGGCCGCACAAAUGACUAUGGUUCUGAACACACAGUGGAUGGAGUCAAAUAUUCUGGAGAGCUUCACAUAGUUCACUGGAAUUCUGCAAAAUACUCCAGCUUUGCUGAAGCUGCCUCACAGGCUGAUGGUUUGGCAAUUAUUGGUGUUUUGAUGAAGGUUGAUAAGGCCAACCCACGACUGCAGAAAGUACUUGAUGCCCUAAACGCAGUUAAAACCAAGGGCAAACGAGCCCCAUUCACAAAUUUUGACCCCUCUACUCUCCUUCCUUCAUCCCUGGAUUACUGGACCUACUUUGGCUCUCUGACUCAUCCUCCUCUUUAUGAGAGUGUAAUCUGGAUCAUCUGUAAGGAGAGCAUUGGUAUCAGCCCAGAACAGCUGGCACAGUUCCGAAGUCUUCUAUCAAAUGUUGAAGGUGACAAAGCUGUCCCCAUUCAGCACAACAACCGACCACCUCAGCCUCUGAAGGGCAGAAUAGUGAAAGCUUCAUUCUGACGGGAUCAGGAAGGAACUUAUCCUCCUUCCAGAAACACUGCCCUGCUUCUGACACAAACCAGUAAAACAAAUUUUGAAGAAAUAAAAUUAUUUCAAUACUA
Molecule: messenger RNA, 1089 nt
Organism: Neofelis nebulosa (Clouded leopard)
Lineage: Eukaryota; Metazoa; Chordata; Mammalia; Carnivora; Felidae
Gene: CA1
Product: carbonic anhydrase 1
Exons: 6
Coding region: 218-988 (256 amino acids)
Molecular function (GO): carbonate dehydratase activity; zinc ion binding
Source: RefSeq, a predicted model, not a curated record